UCAAAGAGGGCAGACAGACAGAGAGACAGUGAGUCGGACGGUCCAUGUGACGGAGGAGAGUCAAUUUGGACAAACCACUGCACCACAGACUCCAAGCAAGAACUGUUGUCUUUUGAGGGGAACAAAACAGAGUGAAGAGAAGAGAGGCAGAAUCAUUGUGGAUCCUUUCCAGGGGGAACAUCCUGCACCACAACGUGUUUGUUUUCUCUUUCGUUCUUAUAUCCCGACUCCUCUCAGAUCUCGAUGCUUUGCUUUGGGAUUUGUGCUCCAAAUCAAUCACAUUCCUCUCUUGAUCUUUCUCUUUGUCAUCUGAAACAUUUUGAGCAACAUUUUUUUUCCAGAACUUUGCUACCCAAAAAACUGAGACAGACGUUUGCUCACUUCCACUUGGACUAAAAGUUGAAUCCAAGCCCUGUUCUGGAAUGAAUUUAGCCGAGUCCAGCUUGUCUAGAGAGACUCUUUUGCAUGCCAGCCGGAUGUCUCUUGGGGGCCACUGGGCGUCGGGGACCCCGAGCCCUGCUUCUGAUUCUGAACUGGGCUUUGAGCAGAACAUCUCCGGGGACUGCAGUUCUCCCGAUGACCUUAGAAGCAGGAACAUGAGGAGAACAGAACCGAGGCUUUCUCUGACACCAAGUUCAGGGGGACAGAGUCCGGACCUGACCCAGGCCGGAGGUGUUUCGCCAGACACAGCUGAUGGGAAGGCUGUGGCGGGAGAGCAGAGGAUCCGCAGGCCUAUGAACGCCUUCAUGGUCUGGGCCAAAGAUGAGAGGAAACGACUGGCCGUGCAGAACCCCGACCUGCACAAUGCUGUGCUCAGCAAGAUGCUAGGUCAGUCAUGGAAGGCCCUGAGUGCAACAGACAAGCGACCAUUUGUGGAGGAAGCAGAACGUCUACGUGUCCAGCACCUCCAGGAUCACCCGAACUACAAGUACAGGCCUCGCCGUAAAAAGACCACUAAAAAACUCAAGCGGGUUGAACCGGGGCUUCUGCUGCAUAGUUUAGCCCAGGGAGGGGCACCAGGACUAGGAUUAGGACCUGGUAUCAGCUCCUUGGGUGCAGAAAGUGUCUCUGGAGGUUCUGCUUAUGGACAUCAUCAUCACUCCCACCACCUGCUGCAUCCUCUUGGGCACUUCAGGGACUUCCAGGCCCCAGGACACUUAGAGCUGGAGAGCUAUGGCCUGCCCACUCCAGAGAUGUCCCCUCUGGAUGUUCUGGAAGACGGAGCUGGGGAUUCUGUGUUUUUCCCCCAACAUAUGCAAGAGGAGGCAGGGAUGGGAGGUUGGAGUGGUUACCACCAGCACCUCCACCAUCAUAACCAACAUUACAGCCACAAUUACAACAACCACAGUCACCACAACGCCAUAAAUGGUGCAGCAACACACAGUCAGGGUUCAGGAAUGAGUGUUAGCGCCGGUUUAAACACCUGUUUGAGUCCAAGUAGAGAUUCCAGAGUUGAUUCUAGAAUGAGUUCCGUUGAGUCAAAUAUGACCUUGAGCAUGAGCUCUAGGUUGAAUCACACCUCUAGUCACCACAUUGCCUUAAGAAGUCCUGUAAAGUGCCCACCACCUCUAUCUGACUCCUCCUCCCCUGUCCCCUACUCCCAGCCCUCCAUUAUCCUUCCUGAGCUGGUUAAAUCCCACCAAAUGCCACAUCAACCCACUGCUCCUGUCAGCUACUUCAGCCAAAUGUAUGGGAACAGCGCUCCAAGUGCAGCAUAUUACAUGCCUUCUCACCUGGGGCAGCUUUCACCUCCUCCUGAAACUUCUCCUUCUUCCUGCCCAUCCUCUUCCAUCCCCACAUCAACCUUCCCUCCGCCUUUGCACUUAGAGUCUUCAAAUCUCGAGUCCUCCUGCCAUUUGGGGUCUUCUUCUGCUGAGUUUUGGUCAGAGGUGGACAGGCAUGAAUUUGACCAGUAUGUAAAUGACGGAAGGAAUCGCGAGGGGGCCUACGGACGUGUCGAGGGCUGUGGUGGUGGAUCCAAAGUCCUGAGUGGGCGCAGUAGCAGUGAUGUAGGUAGUAGCAUGAAUAUCAGUUUAAUUAACAGGGAUGUCAGUAGCAUUUUGAGUGGUGCUGGUGGAUGUGAGGAAGGGAGCAGCCCUCUUAUAUCUGUUCUUUCUGAUGCCAGCAGUGCUGUCUAUUACAGUGCCUGUAUCACUGGAUAAAUACUCCAUCUUAUCCUUUAUAUGUACCUCCUGGCAUAAUGCACACUUUGGUUUGGUUCAUUUAAACCAUUGUUACACAAUCGGGAGGAAGUAUUUGGGAAAGAAUAGUUUUGGCUCAUAUUCUUAAUCAUUGCCAAGCCUUGCAUAACGGUAAAUGUCAAAAGUUUUUCUAAAUGUGGAAAAGAAAGGUAAUUUCAUCAUACCAACUCUUACUGGAGCCAGAGAUGGGAAGAGCGAAAAAAGUUUAAAAAAAUUUGCUAACUGGAAAAAAAGAAGAAAUGAAACAAAAUGCUUAGUUUUAAAUAAAUGCAUUCCUGAACAUGAUCUUGAACAAUUGGAUGCCUAGCUAAGCAGCUUUAAGUCUAGAUUAGACUUGCUAACAUGGGUAACUUAUGACCCAUAAGAUUGUUUGCAGGAUUUGUGGGAUGUGCACAAAUUACUAACUCAUAAGCAUAAGGAUUUGGCUUUUGCUGAGCAAUUGCCAAAUCAGCUACUAAAAAAGUAUGCUGAGCUAGUGCAUUGUCCUGCUCAGAGGUUACAUUUUUACUUGAGUCACUUAAGGUGAUUCUUAGAGAUAAACACAAGACAGCUGGAGAGCACCUUAAAAUAGCAUUGUGUUUUUAGUUACUUAUCAAGGAUGCUAGGUCUCUGUGUUAGCAUGUUUAUGACCUGGAGGUUUUUCUGGUCAAGGGUUGUAGGAUAUCAACAAGCACUUAUACAAGUUAAACAAUUUCAUUAAAUGCAUUGCGUGUAAUCUGGUCACCAAAAAACUCUACAACUACACAAAUCUCUGUGUUGUCGGGAAAGCCUUGGCCACAGACCCAGAGUAGACCACUGAUGUCUCCCACAAACGAUCAGGAUGUUUUACAAGCCGGAUCCAUUUUUUUUAUCACCAUGAUACAUGCCGUUCCUUCUCUGUCUCGUUCUUUGACAGGGCCUCAUGUCAAACUCCGUGCCAAAAUCUGGACGUUUUAAGUUGCUUUGCUUUCUAGCAAACACAGAUAUGUUGAUGAUUCAAAGGUCAUUCUUUGCAACCAGUAAGCCUCUGUGGUAGCCUAUAACAAGCAUACCACUUGUUUAAACAAAAAUGUCUUCGUUUAAGAUUAAAAAGAGUAAUUUAGUCCCACAAAUAACAGAAGAUCGGGUUCUACAAAUUAAGUGCCAUUGGAAAUGUCUUAUUUAGUAUAUGAGAACAGCUACACUUUAUACUUUAAAAUCCAUCAUAUCUGGCCUGGAUAUUUGUAGCUUCACACAAAGAAACAUAAAUAAUGAUGAGCUGGUGAACCACUCUAAUUACACAUUUUCCCAUUCUUAACUUUCAAGGAUAAUAGUUCAUGUUUUGAGUCUUAUGAUUUUUGGAAACCUUGUUUUGAUGUAGCCUUUUAAUGUGUGUGUGUAUAUAUAUAUCAUAGCUGCUGUCUAUUGGCACUAUGUGAAGGAGAAAUUGAGACUAUGAAAUGUUCUCUUUGCACUGGGUUUAAUGUAAUAGCUGUAUAGAGGCAACACUACUUAUUAAAAAUCAAAUGUCCCUCAUUUUGAAUAUGUUGUUGUACAGAAAGGACAGUGUUUGUUUUGUUGUUUCGUAGAUUUUGUUUUAUGCAUUUCAUUUCCUAAAAGAGUAGCUCGACAUUUUAGGAAAUAAUUUGCUCUCUUGCUGAGAGUUAGAUGAGAAGAUCGAUACCACUGGAGCCAGGGGGCAAUCAGCAUAGCUUAUCGUAAAGACAGGAAUCAUCUUUCUUUUCUUCCAAAUCAAGAAGAUUUCCCAACAGGACCUCUAAUAUGUACUCAUUAACAUUUUGUAUCUUAUUUGUUUAAUCUGUGCACAAAUAGUUACAUCAUGUUACUCCCAGUAGAACCACAGCUUGUAGGUUGUUUCGUCCAGUUUGUGUACUAAUUAACAUUAAAGGUGUUAAUUAAACAUUUUGACUCUUUUAGGCUUGGCUGACUUUGGGCUAAACAAGUCUCUCAGUUCCAACGCCCUACUUAUGCCACAGAGAUGACAGUGGUAAUGAUAUUCACACUCUCGGCAAGAAAAUGUUGAACUAUUAAUUUAAAAAUAACUAGAAUUCUACAAGCAUUGGAUCAGUGAGUUUCUACUCGCCAUCCAAAAUGUUGUUUAUUGUGUGUCUGUGUAAACUUGCCUUUGAAGUUAAAUCUUGAAUUGUAAAGAUCUCUUGAGGUUCAUAUGGUUCUUUAAUGGGUUACAUGUUACACUUUGCUCUACCAGUGACACCAGCAAACCAGAAAUGUUCCCUCCCACACCAAUGUUAUUUACCUUAUGACUGGAAAUGAAAAUGAGAAUUUGUGGUUUUGUUUCUGUUGAGAAAAUAAAUAAAUUGUGUAGCCACUGUAGAGGUCUCUCUGUAGGUGUUUGUGUCACAUCCAUCCUGUAAAAUGUGUGUACAGUGGGAGCAAAGUAACAGAAGUCUCUCUUCAAGGAUUUAUCCUGCAUCUGUUCUGCAUUAGUCCAACAGACAAUACUUUUUUUGUACGUGAAGCAGUAGAACGAAAUCGUCUAUCUUGUACAGUGAAACCAGUUAUACUUACCACACCGUUCCUUGUGGCCACCAUUGGUUGAAAACAGAGCAAUAGUAUAUUUUUCCUAACAUUUACUCUAGAGGAUGGAGCCGCAGGGAAGCAGCAGUUCAAACAAAAUAUUCAACAAAUACUUCUACAUCUGCAUUUGACAUUCUUUUCUGUUGAAACCAACAGAGUCUUGUUUCCAUUUUAAUUUACUGUGACACACAAAGAACAUCAGAGAGACAGGCGUUUUUUUGGAGUACAAUAACUCUGGGGCUUUUGGUAAUAAUUAUCUGAAGAAAAAAACAAAAAGAAACACCCAAGACUUUGGGAUUAAAACAAAGGACAUUUUCUCAGCACUCGUAUAAAGACAAAUUAAAACCAGGACUUUCCCAGUGACUGUGAUGCUUCUAAAUCUGUAUGACAGGGAUGAUUUCUAAAUUUUCUGUAUAAAAUGGUUUUGUUUGUGUCUUUAAAUUCUGUUUGAUAAAAUAAUUACAAAAUAAACUGUACUUGUUUAAUGUAAACUGACUUGACACUAUUUUGGCUGAACAACAAAUCCACAUUUUGUGAUGUUUUUCUAUCCAAAAAGAGUUUAUUCUUAACAUCUGAGAGCUGGCCAAGAGAACAGCAACAUCUCAUUCACUUUUGUCUAAUGAAAGCUAAUACAUGUUGGUUAUUCAUUGCGUUAGUUUUGUAAUGUAUAGA
Messenger RNA from Anarrhichthys ocellatus (wolf-eel), 5390 nucleotides. It is a transcript of the gene sox18, whose product is annotated as SRY-box transcription factor 18. Gene Ontology annotation, cellular component: nucleus. The record is from RefSeq and is a predicted model, not a curated record. Gene Ontology annotation, biological process: angiogenesis; lymphangiogenesis; positive regulation of transcription by RNA polymerase II. Gene Ontology annotation, molecular function: RNA polymerase II cis-regulatory region sequence-specific DNA binding; DNA-binding transcription activator activity, RNA polymerase II-specific. NCBI's taxonomy places the organism in Eukaryota, Metazoa, Chordata, Actinopteri, Perciformes, Anarhichadidae. The coding region runs from base 423 to 2162 and encodes 579 amino acids. The transcript is spliced from 2 exons.